Molecule: messenger RNA, 1422 nt
Organism: Mugil cephalus (flathead mullet)
Lineage: Eukaryota; Metazoa; Chordata; Actinopteri; Mugiliformes; Mugilidae
Gene: samd13
Product: sterile alpha motif domain containing 13
Exons: 5
Coding region: 310-636 (108 amino acids)
Molecular function (GO): protein binding
Source: RefSeq, a predicted model, not a curated record
UGGUAUCAUGUGGGCGAAGGAAGCGAAACCGAUGAACGGGCUAGUUGGCUUUACUUGAUUAAAUCUUGAUUUUAUCAAACGAAUGCCGCCGUUAAUUAAUUGGUAAAAUAUUCCACUGAUUAGAAAGCUUUCCUUAUUUAAAAUACGUGACUGGCCUGUUCGAGGAAUUGUUGUCAAGCGGGAAUCUUGAGAAAUAAGUGUGCUGCUUUUGUUCCAGUGGGCACAUCCAGUGAACGCCAGGAUAAGAAAGAUGAACAAUGAAGGCGUUUGAACUGCCAACACACUAAGUUCUCCAGGAGAAGACAUCUGAUGAAAAUUUACUGCAGCCUUACAGAUUCCGGCAUGGAAGACAAGGCAAAUGGCUCUGUCGACACCAAAAGCCCAGUGGAGAACGGUCAGCUGCCAGACCCUUCCAACUGGGGAGUUGCUGACGUCGUCAAUUAUUUCAAAGCAACAGGAUUCGAGGAGCAAGCUACAGCUUUCCAGGAUCAGGAAAUUGACGGCAAGUCUCUGCUCUUGAUGACCCGUAACGAUGUCCUGACGGGGCUGUCGAUAAAGCUCGGUCCUGCGCUGAAGAUCUAUGAGUAUCACGUGAAGCCGUUGCAGACUCAACACCUCAAGAGCAACGCCUCGUAGCACCGCACGCCAUCCCUGCAUCUGCCUCAGUGACAAUCAUCGUGUCAGGAGACCCCAGGUUAGCUGCCGCUUCACAGAGACUCCUCUGCCCACAGAGGCACCUUAACAGGACUUGAAUGCUGUAUGUUUUUAUAAGCGUGGACCCCAAAAAGGGGUUGCACAUCACGUCCACUCAGCUGUUUACCCCUUUCAGCCAUUCUUAUUUCUGCUCCUUCAGGUAUGUAUUUUUUUUGGUGUGUUUUAUUUAAGAGAUGGAAAGUCAGGGGAUAAUACUGGUAUGAUUUUGUUUGUAUGUGCGGUGUAUGUGUGUGUAAAGUGAAUUAACCUAUGAUGGUUUAAAAAAGUAUUUGUAUAUAAGAUUAUAUAUAGUUGAAAACAGUGUAGGUUCUUUCGCAGCUGAACACUUUGAUACAUGCAGAUAAUGAUUCUGAUGCAUCCCAUUUUGCCCUAAAGUCUGUUUUUAUGUUCUAAACUACCCAUCUGAGUCCACGAGUCACCCAUAGCAUGUAACAAUGAAGUGUUUUGUUUUCCCUAGACACAACAGUACCACCUAAAGCCUCUUUGUACCUGAACAUUUGCAUUAUCUAGGCUCAAGCCUCCUGAUAUGAAAAUAUUUAUGUGUAUAUAUUCUUAUUAUGUACCUACCUGUGGUGCUUUCAGCAUUGUCGCUCUGACAACUGUACUGAAGUGUGUAAGACCGAUGUCUAUGUGCAACAUAACACUGGAGUUUGAAUAUCUGAAUCAGAGAUUUGCAAUAAAUGGUGCUCUUUUCUCACCAAAGAACAA